Molecule: messenger RNA, 8275 nt
Organism: Haliotis rufescens (red abalone)
Lineage: Eukaryota; Metazoa; Mollusca; Gastropoda; Lepetellida; Haliotidae
Product: jouberin-like
Exons: 32
Coding region: 59-3676 (1205 amino acids)
Biological process (GO): motile cilium assembly
Cellular component (GO): ciliary basal body
Molecular function (GO): protein binding
Source: RefSeq, a predicted model, not a curated record
GUGCAUUGACCAAUCAACAGGCAGCGUAACAUUGAGCGCGGUCCGGAUAAUAAACAUCAUGGCGGAAGAUGCGGAGCCAGGGCAGAGUGAUUCUAAAGUGCGAGUGGAUCAGCUGCUUCAGCAAGUGGUCAAGCAGUCUACAAAGGAUGCCAUAGAUGCAAAGAAAAAGAAGAAGAAAAAGUCCAAAGGAUCCGAGCAGGAUGACAUGCUUGAGUUGUUACGGAAGGGGGAGGGGACGGGGCUACACAAAGACAGAGAUGAUGCCAUUGAUGCCAACACUUUUGACCCUGACAACUCAAAGAGUGAGAAGAGCAACAAGAGGAGACAGAGGCUGCAGGAAAAGGAGAACAAUGAGAGUGAUAAGGUGAAGAAAGAUGGUAAGACAAAGAAGAAGGUUCCCAAAACUCAGGACACAAUUGAGAUGAUUGAUGAGACCAAGGAGAAGAAACCAGUAGUGAAGAAGAAGAAGAAGAAAGUAGAACUACCGGUGGAGGAGGUUCCAGAAGAAAUACCCUCACCAACAGAGACCACGCCUAAGAAGAAGAAAAAAGCCAAGAAGUCUUCAGAAGCAGAGGAGACUAUUGAACCAAGCCCUGCUGGGCGGGAGGAGGAGGAACAAACAGAGACAACAGCACUUGUAUCACCCAGAGAUGGAAAGAAGAAGAAAAAGAAGAAGAAGCCUCCGGAUACAGAAGAAGAUCCUGAGGCCACAGCAGUGAAGACAGAGGAUGAGACUGAGGCAACAGCAGAAGAACCACCUACAGAUGAAACAUCACCCAGAGCUGAAACUCCUAAGAAGAAGAAAAAGAAGAAGAAGAAAGAAGAGGAUGAAAUAGUUGCUGCGACUGAGGAGGACGCGGUGGCGGCGCCUGAUGUGAAGGACAUUGAGGACAGGGGGCAGAUCCUGGGUCUGACCGUACACCGCACAGACAAGCUGAAGAAUGACUUCCACAUCUUGCAUCCCAUGAUCAGAGUACACAUGGUGGAUGAAUCCACGGGCACCUACCUCAAGAAACAGAAGGAGUCUCGAGCAGUCACAUCCUUCUAUGAAACCAAGAGUGAUAAAGUUAACCACAUUCUACCCAUCAUGACGCAGCCAUUUGACUUUAAACAAAGAAAGUCAACACUGCCAGUGUGGGAGGAACUCCUUGUUUUCAAUGAAAACUUCAACUAUAUUGUACAGAAAGACCUCAAAGUCAUUCUUUUCUUUGAACUGCUGGACUUCGUGAGUAUGAACACCGCCAGUCGCAAGUACAACAAUGAGAAGCAGGAAGGGGGCUGGCAUCGAAUUGCUUGGGGAUUUCUCAAGAUUCACGGCGGUAAUGACAAGCUGAACGUGGGCUCCAAGGUACGUCUUCAGCUGUUCCAGCCCCCGAACAGGUUCACCGUGAAACCAGAGAAGAUCGAACUGUACCAGUGGUGGUACAGCCUUCCCCGAGUAGCGUACCCCUCCACGCUGUAUGUCACUCUCAAGGGCAUCACCCCCCCAGACGAGGUGGAGGCAGCAGCCAGAUCUAUGUUUGCCACUCAAGAGGAGAGGGGGAGGAUGACCUAUGACGAUCUGAAGAAGAGCAUGAACUGGUCUUCCAAGAAAAAACUUGAAGAUCGCCGACCUAUGACGUCGUGGGCGCGUCUUUUUGGACAGAUGUGUCGAAUCCCCAACAACCUGAUGCUGUCGCUGCCGGCAGGGAGAAAGGGAUGCUACGUUCUCAAGUUCUCUCACGAUGGGAGGAACCUUGCAUGUGCCUGUCAGGACAAGGAGGGAUACCCUAUAUAUGUGUACGAGAUUCCCUCUGGUACACUGAGAGGGGAGUUUUCAGGUCAUUUCGGCAUCAUCUAUGACCUGGCCUGGUCCAAGAAGGACACCCACCUGUUGUCAGCAGCCUCCGAUGGAACCGCCAGAGUGUGGCAUCUGAAGAACUUUGGAGGGUCCUCCGAUAAGCUGCUGCCUCACCCCGCCUUCGUGUACAGCGCCCAGUUCCACCCCCGUGUCGACGACAUCGUAGUGACAGGCGGCUAUGACCAGGUGCUGCGAGUGUGGGACAUUCACGGAGACGAACCACAUGGACAUUUGAUGCAGGAGAUUGAGAACCACCAUGGCCACAUCAACAGCCUGUGUUUUGAUGAGGAGGGACAGAAGAUGUACUCCGCUGACAGUUCUGGAGCUGUCUUCAUCUGGAAUGUCUACGUCACGGAGCAGGAAUCUCGCCGAGCAUUCAUUCGAGAAUGGACUGUAUUCCUCGAAAUACGGGAUCCAGAAUUGAAGAAUGUUGCCAUCAACAGUAUUAGUAUGCAUCCAAGUGGGCGUCGACUGCUGCUCCACUGCCGCGACAACAUCCUCCGCAUGCUGGACCUCAGAGUACAACGAAUUAUGCAGAAUUAUAUUGGUGCCUUAAACUUCCGUGAAAAGAUCCGUAGUGCUAUCUCUCCGUGUGGGACGUUUGUGUUUUCCGGCAGUGAAGACAACACAGCAUAUGUGUGGAACACAGAGACAGGGGACCAAGUUGCACGGUACUCGGACCUCAACUACCAGCGACCUGUCACCGACCUGGAUUACCACCCCCGCGACCACAUCCUCGCCAUCUGCUCCCUCGGGGACAACCAACCAGUGCUAGUCUACAACUACGACCCUCAGGCGGCUCACAUAGGAAUGGGUCUCUCUUUCCCCACCAAGGAGCCGGAUGAGACCACCGACAUUGAGGAGAUCAACACAUCGCGCACCACAGGGAGAAAGAGCCCAGUUCAGACCGAGGACCAACUCAACUCUGCCAGGACGCAGGUGUUCUCGAAGGGAGAGUUUGAAGCCCACGAGAAGGCGCGGUACCAUCGGGUCAUGAGGAAGCUGGACAACGCCACACUUCAGAUGGUGGCCACGGGCCCACUGUUCCAGAUGCCCGAGUCUCACCCGUUCGCAGCCGCCCAGGGUAGUCUGCCGACGGCAGGGAUGGGAUCAAUGUUUGAACAGAGCUAUGGCCUCACCCCACGAGCUUCAGUAUUACCGAGCACGUUCUCACCGCAUGCACCGCAGACGAUGUCGACCAUGAUGCAGCACCAACAGUACUCCAACCAGAAUCUCUACCUCAAACAGUCCGAUGGAUGGAGGCCGACAUUCUCAGAGGUUGGCCAGAGAGGGGGCAGCAGGUCGUCCAGCCCAACGUUCUACGGCCGCCCUCAUCAACUCUCUCUCAGCGCUUCCCAGGGCAAGGCUUCCUUCUCCUUCCAGUCGGCCCCUGGCAAGAUCAGUCUACAACACAGGGUAGUGGCUAUGUACGACUACCGAGCCCAGCGCUCGGACGAGCUGACCAUCUACAAGGGCGACAUGAUUGUGGUGCUGUACAAGGACAGUGAGAACUGGUGGAUGGGGGAGCUACCCGAUGGCUCCCAGGGAUACUUCCCCGCCAACUACGUCAUCUCAGAAGAUGCGUAUGAAGGUGAGGAGUUGGAGGAGGUGUCAGCUGGGAGGAAGGAGAGAAAUGGAAAGAAAAAAGAGGUCACAGCAGUCAAGACAAGAGAUGGUGACCUGAGGUUCUUUUCGGCCACAGACGAGUCCGAUACUGAAAACACACCAAGGCACAGUAAACCAAGAAGCAGUACGACGGGAGAUUCCGACACAGGGUCCGAUUCUCGGCCACCGAAAGCACGACGGAGAGUCCGCAUGGAUGAAUCUGUGGCUUAAGACAGUAUGACCAUGAUGACGCAAAACAAAGUUGCAUGAGAGAUGUGUGUGUUUCUCCAGUAUGUUAGACAUACCAAUGUGAAAUGUUACGGAGGCCCUAUAGUGUUUGUUGUCAGCAGGGCUAUGAAAUACUGAGAUGAAGUCCACCACAUUUCAAAGUUCUGUCAGUUUGGGCAGAUGUUCACUUAUCAUGCAGCUGAUGUGAGAUAAUAUUUAUCUGAGAUUAAAACAGCUGACAUGUAAAAACCUUGACUAAACUGUACAAUGUUUAAAUUUCUGUGUUUUUUUUCAAAAUUGCAUAGGAGUCAUAAUUGCAGGAAAGGAUAUGCCCUUAUAUGACUGUUAGCAAUUCUCUUGCAUCAUUGAGCUUUCCAGAAGCCUGUGAUUGUGGGUUCAAAUCAUGGUUCGCUCUGUUACUCGAGGUUUGUCAGUACCAUCCCUGUGCUUGUGGGUUUCACCAAAGUGGUAAAUAUUUGAGCCGUACAUCAUUUUCGUCCCACAUUAAACUGACACUGGAUAUAACUGGAAUACUGUUCAAAGCGGCAUUAAACCCAACUCACUCACUCACUCACUAUAUUACUGUUAACCUAUUCCUCCUGGAAGUAAUGAUUGUGAAGCUUGUUUAUUUAAUCACAGAAUCAAACAAUCUGUGCAUACUAUUUAUUAAAGGGAGCAUUAUUUUCUCAGAUUAAUUAAUUCCUAAGAUAUUGCAUGUUGUCAAGGUGUGCAAAACUAGGUAAUUUGCUGCCAUAUGAUCUUCCACACUGUGUUUCAAUUGGUUCUAUGUUAUUAUUUAUCUGUGAUAAUACCAAAAUGGUUGUGUAUAUAUCUUUGUUUUUGUUAUUGUAUAUGUGUAGAUAGUUAUUUGCUGUUGUGCUGUACAUAGCUUAUCAGGGUGACAAUAAAUAUACCCCAGGCUUUCAUCCAAACUGUUUUCAAGGUGGAGUUGGACAAUGUGGAAGGUUAUUCACUUUCAAGCACAAAGAUGAUAUUUGGCACUGUUAAUGACUUACAAACGUUACAUUUGGAAAAGUAAUUACCUGAGAAAUACUAGUGAUGAUACAGCUUGAAGCUUAAGGCUUAAAAAAUAAAAGAAUUGGUUCUCAGGCAAUGGCUUUUAAAGUAUAGUGUGGGCAGGCGUUUUAUUUUUGGGUUGUUCAAGCUAGUAUGUAACCAAAUUUUGUUUACAAUAAUUUCGGUGAAUCAUGUUCUUCUUAAGUAUAGUAGCAUUUCACUGCCAGUGUUGUGUGUUCGAGACGUUGAAUAAUUAAAGAUUUUUUAUUUUUGAAAAUGGAAAUAUAAACGAAAACAUGGCGGGCUUAAUGAUGAUGUGGGCAGUGCCUGAGAACCAAGACUUUAAUUUUUUCACAGCCUUAUGUUGAGUAUUUUCGUUUUAUAUUUAUCUGACUUAUUGAGCAUGAUACCUGUACACCUCACCCAGUGAUGACCAUCUAUGACAACACCGGCAGGUUGAGCUGCAGGACAUACCUGUGAAGGUAACCCAUCUUAGCUUCUUCAGGCAGCUUGAAUAUGAGUAGGUGGUUGGGUGAACACAGUUUGUUUUGUGUCACUAUCUAACACUACAGAUAAUUGACUGACAUCUCUGCUAUGAGGGGUCACAUGUGGCACAGUUGCUUUGAGGACCCCAUUUCACUUUGCAGAGUUGUGUCCCUUAGGCAUGCCAGAAUCCUAGGAUUGUGGCUUCAAAUCCCAGAUUCGCCCUGAUUAUGAUUUUUGAAUUGUGAGCAUAAUAAUAGUAAGAAGAACAAGAAGACGAAGAAGAACAAGAACAAGAACAAGAAGAAGGAGACCAUUUAAGAUGUGCCAAAAUUCCACUCAAGUGAAUUCUCAUUGUCUACAUUAUUAUUACCCUGGUCAAUGGAUCAGUGUGCACUCAAUUUUCAUUCUCAGCUUCCUGGGGAGUAUACAACUAUACCCCUACUUGUGUGUUUCACCAAAGUGGUUAACAUCUAAGACCUGCAAAUCAUGACAUCACAUUGUUUAUUUAUUUAGCCAUUUACCCCAGUGACUGGGAAUUUGAUGUGUGACUGUCUUUUUGUGUCAGAAUGUAGAACGGAAAUGUGUUUGAUUCUUGAUUCAUACACCUUAAGAAGUAAGUGAGUUAAAAUUUAACGUCACAUCGGCAAUAUUUCAGCCAUAUCGUGACCAUCGCCUUAGAAGAAAGUAUGGAUGAAAUUCUAGGUUUUGUUUUAUUGCAUGCCAAUAGACAGCCUGUAGACAGGUGUUGCAUUUAUGAGCUAGAUGGUAUUGUUAUAACGACAUGACAGGGUGACAAGGUGUGUGUCACCAGCACUAGUUUACCUAGGAGGCAGUCAAGUGUGACCUGUGACAUAGUGAACAGGGCUGCAAGGUGAUGAUGUGGUUUUAUCAACUUAUAGACUAGUUCAGUGGUUGUAUCAAUUGAUAAUUUUAUCUCGAACAAUGAAAUCAAGAUAGCUGUAUGACUAUGAUCACUAAAUACCGGCGAUAUAAGUGUUACGAUUUUGUUAAAUUUCAUCUCGAUUUCUUGUAAAAUGUCCGAACAUGUUACCUGGUUGAUGAUGUUGCAAAGUGUUGUUCAUGAAGAUUAAUGUGGCAUCAUAUGUAGGACAGGAAACAGCACAAGGGGCACUUCUACCUUAUCUUAAAGUGAUUUUAUCACUUAUAAUUUAUCCAAUCUUUUUAGAAAAGAGAAAAAUUGAAAAAUUGUCGAUGUGCCUUAAAAAAGAAUGUUCAAUGGAACAAAUUAUUGUUUUAUGUCGCUGAGGAUAAACAUUUUUUUAUUUUUAAUAUUUAUACUAUACUGGUAAGAUCAAAGUGAUCACAUGAAAGUUGUGGAUCUGGAUUAUUUAUCCAUUUGGCAAGACAUUAUACAUGUUAUAGGGGUCAGUGGGAAAUAAUAAAUGCUAAGUACCGGGUAUGUGUAAAAUAUAGGUAAUAUACUAUCUAUACAUGAACAAGUACUGGUAGUAUUAACUUCUGUUGGAGAAGAGUGUGUUCACUUGCUAGUUUUCAGUCGCCAGCACUGUACAAUACACUUGUUAGUAUUUUAAACGAUCUUGAAUUGUUGGGAUUUGUAAAAUAUCCAUUGAUUUCUACUCCAUCUGAAACACAGAUUAUGGACACAUAACAAUAAUUUAGAGUAUAUUGGAGAAGAUGCGAUUUGUGAAUAUAUAAAUAGAGGACUGUUUUUGCUUCAUUUUGCCAGAUCUACCAGAAACAAACAUAAAGACAUAAACAGCCAAGCCUCCCAAUACAAUAGAAGUGUUUGAUAUCAACCCGCAUCAUAUACAAGUACCCGGUAGUAGUGUUGGGUAUAGCGUGUUUGUUUACAUAUUUGAAACAUGUUUACAACCUUUCACCUUGUGUAAUGGCAUUUUUAGAGGCCUAAAAAAGAGUCCUUAAAUGCUUUGAGCAAUGAUGUAUAUAUACUAAUCAAAAGAAGUUAAAGAACACCCAAUUCUUUCAUAUUACAAUAGUUAAUCUCACAUGCCAAGACAGAUUAACUAUAGUAAUAUGAAAGAAUCGGGUGUUCUUUAACUUCUUUUGAGUAGUAUAUGUUCUGUGGUAAAAUAUUUCUCCUUUGAUUAUUUUAGAAAAAAGAUGGACUCAUUCACUUCCAUAGCAACCUGAAGACGGAUGAGGGGUACUUAAUGCAUCAUGCCGUUGGUUGUUUAUUCUGUGUUGUAUUAUUUUUGUAUUGACAGUUAUGCAUCCACAGUUGAGGCCUUAUACAUUCGUGACUGUUUGAAGUGCCUAAUUAAUGCAUACUGGUAUAAGGGGCACUGGGUUAGCCUUGUGGCUAAGGCAUUCGUUUGUCACGCCAAAGCCCGGGUUCGAUUCCCCUCGUGGGUGCCGUGCAUGAAGCCCAUUUCUGGUGUUCCCCAUCUUGAUAUUGCUGGAAUAUUGCUAAAAGAGGCGUAAAACCAUACUCACUCACUCAUGGUAACGGAACAUAAUAUCAAGUUGAAAGAGAGUGAUAAGCAUAAACACAACAGUGUUGGUGCUGUGCUUUGUCAGCCAAAAUGGAUAUAGGCCUUCACCAACCCAUUCUUGCCAUAAAAGGCGACUAUGCUUGUCUUAAGAGGCGACUAACGGUAUCGGGUGGUAAUUCUCGCUGACUUGCUUGAUGCAUGUCAUGGUAUCCCAAUUGCGUGGAUUGAUGCUCAUGAUUUCAAUCACUGGAUUGUCUGGUCAAGACUUGAUUAUUUACAGACCGCCGUCAUGCAGCUGGAAUAUUGCUGAGUGUGGCUUAAAACAACAAGCAAACAAAUGUAUAAUGUAAUGGCAACAACAAUUUGUGACAGACGAUGACUUCACUUGUGAUUAAAGACAAACCGUCCAGAAACAUUGCCUUAAGAAUUUUUUGCUUAAUCAAAGUUUCCAUUUUGCUACUGAUUUUAUCAUCAUCCUUUGCAUGCUCCUUUGUUUUGUGUAAAGUUGAAGUAUAUGGAUGUUACCAUGGUCACAAUUCCCAUCAGGGGUAUUAUAUCGUGAGAAUAAGGUUAGUAAGAUCAGUUUUAUAUUUGUCAACAGAAACGUAAUCAUAUUUUGUACAAAUAUGGCUUGUUUAAUAAAUACUAUUCUUAUACAUUUAAA